UGCGAGUGUGACACUUGACCCCUGAUAGGACAAUACGGGGCCAGCCGUACUGUAACUUUUACAACAUCUCGGACCCCCGGUUCACCACCACCACCGACUAGGAAUGCCUCUCCGGUAAUGUGGACCGUCGGCCCCGGAAGACAUCGAGAUCGUCCCGCCGCGCCUCCGUGAGUUCCCGACGGGCCGCGAGAUCCAGCGGACCCACCGCCAUGGCCUCGGCGCCCGCCCGCCGCCGCACAUCUGUCGGACUCCCCGCUGUGGCCGCGGUGCUCCUGCUCCUCCUGACGGAAGUGCCCGCCGCCGUGCGGGCCUCCCAAGGCGACAAGGAGCCGGUGUACCGAGACUGCGUGAAGCAGUGUGUCGGGACCAACUGCACCGGGGCUCGGCUGCGGGGCUUCCAGUCCGCACAGCCGCAGUAUAUGGCGCUCACGGGCUGGACGUGUCGCGACGACUGUCGCUAUGAAUGCAUGUGGACCACCGUGGGCCUUUACCAGGCCGAGGGGUACCGAGUCCCGCAGUUCCACGGCAAGUGGCCAUUCACGCGCUUCCUGUGUUUCGAGGAGCCGGCUUCCGCCCUGGCGUCUCUGCUGAACGGCUUGGCGUGCCUCCUCAUGAUGCUGCGCUAUCGCAGCACGGUGCCCCGCCAGAGCCCCAUGUACCACACCGUCAACGCCUUCUCGCUGGUUUCUCUCAAUGCCUGGUUCUGGUCCACAGUUUUUCACACCCGGGACACCUAUCUGACAGAGAAAAUGGACUAUUUCUGCGCAACAGCAGUCAUUCUUUACUCCAUCUACCUGUGUUGUGUCAGAACGUUGGGUCUGAGGCGGCCCGCGGCGUCCAGCAUGGUGGGAGUCCUGCUCAUCUUGGCCUUUACCUCGCACGUGUCCUUCUUGACCUUUGUCAGUUUUGACUACGGCUACAACAUGGCUGCGAACGCGACCAUCGGAAUGGUGAACCUGCUGUGGUGGCUGUGUUGGUGCUGGCAGAACCGGCGGACGCUGCCCUACUCGUGGAAGUGCGGCUUGGUGGUCGUGCUGCUUUAUGGUCUGGCCCUCCUGGAGCUGUUGGACUUCCCCCCGAUGCUCUGGGUCCUAGAUGCUCAUUCUGUGUGGCACCUCAGCACGAUACCAGUGCACUUCCUUUUCUACAGUUUCCUGAUAGACGACAGCCUCUACCUGCUGAACACAGAGAAGAUGGGCGUCAAAGUCGAGUAGGAAGAAGCUCGUCACCUCUUCGCCGUCACGACGCCGACGAACGUCUCCGAUCAGGGCGGCGGGACACCCGAACCGGGAAGUAGUCCCGGAUGACAUGCAUGGCGCCAUGUUGACCUCCAUCAAAGUAUAAUUUGUUUUAAUGGUUUUUAAUAUUUAUUUGGGAGGGGUACUUUUGUUAUUUCUUUUUGGAAAAAAGCAACGUUCUUAGUUUUUGCCUUGUACAGACAGCCAGUUUCUUUUGGCAUUUAUUGUCAAGACCGGACGAAGGAGAAGCACGAUGGCCGCGCUGCAUAUCCCGUUUCCUUCGACUCUCCGAUGCGUCUGAAACGGAUCCCCCGAUCCGGUGGUUUUGGUUUUACUCAACGGUCUCUUGGAUCGAAUUGCAGUUUGCCGUGUGUGUCAGUAGAUGGCACCAAAUCCCUCGCCGGGCCACCGUCACCUCCUGCGUUUGGUACGGCGAGUAUCAGGGUUCAUCUGGGCUAAAAGUGGACUGGUGGACACACACAGUUGCCCCUUGUCAAGUGGGCUGAAGUGGAUUGUUCGAGAGCGAGGGGGGGAAUGGGGGGGGUUAUGUUUGGAGGCUAUUCUAGCUGACUGUUUUUUUUUUUCUCCCUCACUAUCACACGUGUAUUUUUGUGCCUUCAUUGUCUCCACUGCUGCUUCUCUUACACUGUUCACUUCUGUAUCAUUUCCAUUUGAGUUUUUAUCAGCUGCCUUUGUUGUUUUAACUCUGUUAUCAUUGACCAAUCCACGUGCUUUAUUCUUAACGGUUUUUCCCCCUUUGACUCGAUUAUUUUUUGGUGGGUGGGAUGUGGCGGAUGUUCACAAAAUGAAAAUACACUUUUCAUUCACCUGGAUUGCCUUGUAGUGGGAGACAAUAAUUGAGGAAGGAGAAAUGAGCUUUGAGAGGAAGCUCGGACGCUUUUUCAGCAUCAAGAGUUUCUAAUAAAUUUUAGGUGGUGUGUGUGUGUGUGUGUGUGAGAUUGAGUGUUACGGUGUUUGUUGGUUGCCUAUCCUGUGGUCUUCAUUCCUUGCUGUUCUGAUCCUCAGAAUGAUACACACACACGCACAAAACCAGCUGCUGUUCAGAUAACUGCCCCACCAUGUCUAAAAGCCCCCGUCACUCUUGUCUGCCUUUGAUGUCGUAUCAAACCGGCCUGACAUGAGAACCGCUCUUCUUUCAUCAAACCGUCACCAAAAUCAUUCAUACAAUGUGUGUGUUCAUCCCUCAGCGGUUCCCUUGCAUAUGUGCACUUUACGUAUGUGUGUGUGUGUGUGAACAUUUAGGUGCGUGCUUUUGUAUUUGUGUGUGACAACAAUGACCUGUACAGAAUGUGUGUACCCGUCGCCUUGACUCCACAUUGUGUUGCUUUUGCCAUCGCAAACUAAAUUGUGUGAUUGUCAGCGAGAUUGUUCUGGAUCCAUUUGUGAAGCUACCGUGUGCGCCUGCGCGACGAUGGGUAAAUUUAGAAUUGCUGACCGGAAGGGGGGGCAGAGGUUUGGUUGGCAAAAUGAUUGCUGACAUCGUGCCAGAGAUACUUUGCUUAUGAGAAAAGAAACAUUUUACUGUGCAUAUUGUAAUUAUUAUUAUUUGCCCACCAUUCCUAUUUUCAGUUGCAGUGAUGUUUGUUAAUUACUGGCAUUCAUUCAUUCGUCUGAACGCUCAAAAAGAAGAUUAACUCAUCCGCUGCCCACUGAAGCAUCUCCUCUCCGACCUGAAGCUCUUUCCUCCACCUCACAGCUGAUAUUUGAAGAAAAAGUCAAUAAAAAGUUCCUUUGUUGAAAAAGAA
Molecule: messenger RNA, 3004 nt
Organism: Gasterosteus aculeatus aculeatus (three-spined stickleback)
Lineage: Eukaryota; Metazoa; Chordata; Actinopteri; Perciformes; Gasterosteidae
Gene: pgap3
Product: post-GPI attachment to proteins phospholipase 3
Biological process (GO): GPI anchor biosynthetic process
Cellular component (GO): endoplasmic reticulum membrane
Molecular function (GO): hydrolase activity, acting on ester bonds
Source: RefSeq, a predicted model, not a curated record